Anoplopoma fimbria (sablefish) is the source of this 2390-nucleotide messenger RNA. RefSeq names its product N-terminal asparagine amidase (gene ntan1). Gene Ontology annotation, molecular function: protein-N-terminal asparagine amidohydrolase activity. Bases 134 to 1060 code for a protein of 308 amino acids. Gene Ontology annotation, cellular component: nucleus. Lineage: Eukaryota; Metazoa; Chordata; Actinopteri; Perciformes; Anoplopomatidae. Gene Ontology annotation, biological process: ubiquitin-dependent protein catabolic process. The record is from RefSeq and is a predicted model, not a curated record. The transcript is spliced from 10 exons.
UCCUUGAUGAUUUGGUUUUGUAGUUACUGCGUUUUGUGUAGUGUUGAUGUGAGAUGUUAAGCAUUAAAUAUGAAGUUAUGGUCUUUAUUAUAGCAUGAUAACAAACUGAUAUUAAAGUGGACCUUGAGACAAUAUGCCGGUGUUGAUUCAAAACAGAGGACUGGACCGCAUAGGCUCCACAGCGGAACUGUUCGACAAGUACCCACAUUUACAGGAAAAUGCAAGGACAUUUAGCUCCAAGCCACUUGUUGAUGUCGACCCAAAGUGCCUCUUAUAUGUCCAACAGAGAGAGUUUGCUGCGACAACACCAGCAGACAACUGUGUUUCAGUUAUUGGAUCUGAUGAUGCCACCACCUGCCAUUUGGUUGUGCUGCGACACACCGGAAGUGGAGCUGUUUGCCUUGCUCACUGCGAUGGUUCCAGCACCUGGUCUGAAAUCCCGCUCCUUGUGAAAGCUGUGACGUCACUGAGUAGCUUCAGUAAGGAGGGCAGACUUGAGCUCCAUCUCGCUGGGGGAUUUAACGAUGAGUCAAAAACAUCCCAUAAACUCAGCUUUAAUAUACUGGCAGCGUUCCAGAAAUUGAAAGAGGAAAUUCAUUUGGAAACAUGUUGCAUCACAGAAAUGAAUGACGUUGUUGUUGAUGGAACUCAUAGGCCUGUAGUAUAUGGAAUAGGUGUAAAUGUUAAGACAGGGGAAGUGUUCCCUUCGUCCUUCUUCACUCAUAAAGGACCUGCAGUGGAGCUGCGAUCGGCAAGGACCUUCACUGGGGGACAGAUGGCAGACAUAUAUGACUCAAGUCGAGGGCUUGUUAAAAUCGGGCCUUGCAGGUGGUCUCCAAAUCUGGAUAUUGCCUUCUGGUUGUCACAAAAUGAUGACACAAUUUUAAAGUACCUGUCCACCUCUCCGAUGGCUGAGCCACCACACUUUGUCCAGCACAUGAAGACCACCAUCCAGUUCCUUUUAGAGCACCCCAACUCUGACAGCCUGUUCCCCGGGGGUCAGCCACAGCUCUACCACAGGACUGAGAGGGGGGACUGGGAGAGGGCUGUCAACUCAUAGAGCUCGACCCAUAUCUCUUACUGGACCUCACCAUGGAACCUGAUUGUUUUUGCCUCUCAGCUCAAUGGAUACACUGUGACCCAUCCACCCGCUGUCUGUAUUCUGUUCAUUGUGUCUUAACAUGGAGGUAGCCCCUGAUUGGAGCAUACUGUAUGUAUGUUGAAUGGCUCUCCUGACUCAUCUGGCUGGUCCAGUAGAAAGAGCAGAGGAAGUACAAGUGAAUCUGUUCAUGCCUCUAACCAUUCAUUUUUCCACUCUUGUGAGAUGGCGUCAAGUCUCCAACUUAUACGAUCUGCUUUGUUGCAGUAAUUCAUGGUAAACGUCCUACUAUACUUGGCUGUUUUGAUUGUCGAAGGAUUCAUUAACAUUGUGGUCUUAUGUCCAGUAAAAAAAACAACGUAAUUAUCAUUUUGUAUAUUUUUUUAGCCCAAAAACUAAGGUUGCACCUUUUCCAAAGCAAUUUUUUUUUCUAUUAAAUUCCUAACUUGCAUGCAUCCAUUGUUCAGCUUAUAGUAGUACAGUCAAGCAACUUGUACAUUCAAAAUUUGCCUUCAUAUUUUUGUACGUCCCUUAAUGUAGUCACUUACUGUGUCGCCAGGAAAUCAAACCUUGCCUACCCCCAGGAAGUUUUAAAUCUGUUUUUCUUGGAGGUUUUGCAAUCUAAAACUUAACUUAAAGGUAUGCUAUGGAAAUGUAUGCACAAUAUGUAUUGAAUGGGCGAAAAAUGUCAAACCAUAUGCAUGAUCUAAAACCUGACCUACUAUUGAGGAGUAAUUCCAGGUGGGGAACUUGCUGCAACAACAAUGAAGAAUAUGUUUAUUUUGGCGCUUUGUUUAUAACAGUGAAGAGAAUACGUAUUGCUAAGCUCUGCAUUGUUUAAGAGAUGAGCAAAGUUUAUUUUUCUCUACAAAAGCACCUUCCUGAAGAAAAUUGAUGAUAUUUAACUUCAUCAUAUUGCUGUAUACUUGGCCAUGAAUGUGUAUGUUUUAGGAAACUGCAUGUGUAGAUGUGUAUAGUAAUAUGCAGGGGAUGAUGUGGAUUCUAAUCAAACACAACAAAAUAUGAUUUUACUAGUUUUGUCUUUUCUUUUCAAUUGUUAAAAAUGAAAACAUAUAUAAUGUUUAAGGCCUUUUCAUCAUUUGUGUUGUUCAGGAGAUUUCAAGGUGCUCAAAGCAUUAAUUGCAACUUGUGAACAUACUGUACCUGUUGCUAAAUAAAUGUAAAUGGUCAAAUCUAGUUUCAAAUGGUCCUGUCUAUGUUUAUGUUCAGAGUGAGUGAAGUUGAGAGGGUGGGAAUCAUGAUGUUGCUAUCUACUUGGUCCAAUGCCAUU